This is a messenger RNA of Fraxinus pennsylvanica, 2094 nucleotides long. NCBI's taxonomy places the organism in Eukaryota, Viridiplantae, Streptophyta, Magnoliopsida, Lamiales, Oleaceae. The record is from the annotation of a GenBank genome assembly.
AUGGCAACGUUGAGUAUUCCGCCAGUGUUAACAUCGCCUCGUGAUGAUGCCGUAAAGCUUUACAAAGCUUUUAAGGGUUUUGGAUGUGAUACUGCAACAGUGGUUCAUAUUCUUGCCCAUCGAGAUGCAACACAGCGCGCUCUCAUUGAACAAGAGUAUAGAGCUAUGUAUUCUGAAGAACUUAGCAAACGCUUGUCUUCAGAACUUAGUGGUGAUGUCAAGAGGGCUGUCUUGCUUUGGAUGCCUGAUCCAGCAGCAAGGGAUGCUACUAUAGUUAGGAACGCUUUGAGUGGGGACAUAAUUGAUCUUAAAGCUGCUACUGAAGUACUAUGUUCACGGACUCCAUCCCAGAUACAGCACUUUAAACAAAUUUACCAUGCACGGUUUCAUGCUUAUCUGGAGCAUGAUAUUGAAAAUCAAGCAUCUGGCGAUCACCAAAAGUUGUUGCUUGCUUGCGUUAGUGCAAUGCGCUAUGAAGGUCCACAAGUUGACAGGGUAAUGGCUGAGGCUGAUGCUAAAUCUCUUUUUAAAGCUGGGGAAAAGAAGCUAGGGACUGAUGAGAAGAUUUUCAUACGCAUUUUUUCUGAAAGAAGCAGGUCACAGUUAACUGCUAUUUCUGCUGCUUAUCAUAGCAUGUACGGAAACUCACUGGAAAAGGCAGUAAAAAGUGAAACCUCAGGACUCUUUGAGUUUGCCCUUUUAACUAUUUUAAGGUGUGCUGAAAACCCUGGGAUGUACUUUGCUAAGGAAUUACACAAGGCAAUGAAGGGCAUAGGAACAGAUGAUUCAAAACUUACUAGAAUAGUAGUGACCCGAGCAGAGAUUGAUAUGCAGUACAUAAAAGCAGAAGCAGAGCAGAGCAGAGCUGAGCUCCCCAUUUUUCUGGAUUUUGUUAUUUCUACUAUCAUGGAUGAUACAGAAGUGCUUGGGACUAAAGGACAUGUUAUAUCAGAAGACAACUGGACAAUCCUGUCCAGUUCUACGUACUGUGCUAAUAUUAAAAAGGACCCUCAACAAGGGAGCUGCCUUCAUAUCUUUUCUUAUUUCUCUCCGAACUCUUCGUCCUCCGGCACCGUCGUUCCCACCGAACCGAUGGCUGUAAAGAAUGAAAUUUCUAUACUUAUCUGUGUGAUCGUAGGUACAAUUUUUAUUAAUGGUAAAGAUGGGAAUGCUGAGCUUCAAAGAUUUGAUCAUCCUGCAAAAGCUGAUGGCUCCCUUAGCAUUUUGGUGGUCGGAGAUUGGGGAAGGAAAGGAAAAUAUAAUCAGUCCGAAGUUGCUUACCAGAUGGGAAUUACUGGAGAGAAGAUGGACCUGGAUUUUAUUAUUUCUACAGGUGACAACUUUUACCCCGGAGGAUUAACUGAUGAACACGAUACAGCAUUUGAGGAAUCAUUUACCAAAAUUUACACUGCACCCAGCUUGCAGAAACUGUGGUAUUCUGUAUUGGGGAACCAUGACUAUAGAGGUGAUGCUUUAGCACAAUUGAGCCCAAUUCUCAAACAAAGGGAUAGUAAAUGGUUUUGCCUCAAAUCUUACAUUCUCAGUACAGAUAUUGCGGAGUUCUUCUUCAUCGACACGACCCCCUUCCAAGAUAAAUAUUUUACAGAUCCAGAAGAUGAAGUCUAUGAUUGGAGAGGCGUACUUCCGAGAGAAAAAUAUCUUACAACCCUAUUGAAAGAUCUAGAAUCAGCAUUAGGAGAAUCUCAUGCAAAAUGGAAAAUUGUGGUUGGUCAUCAUACCAUUAGAAGUGGUGGAAUUCAUGGCGACACCCAAGAGCUUGUAAAAAGACUUCUUCCAAUUCUGCAGGCGAAUAAUGUCGAUAUGUACAUAAAUGGGCAUGAUCAUUGUUUGGAACACAUCAGCAGUGGAGACAGCCCUCUUCAAUUUUUGACAAGUGGCGGAGGUUCAAAGGCCUGGAGAGGUAGUUAUAGCUGGUCGUCUAACGAAGAGGACAAUAUGAAGUUUUAUUACGAUGGACAAGGUUUUAUGACAAUGAGAAUUACACGAAAUGAAGUUGGGAUCGACUUCUAUGAUAUCUUUGGCAAUAUUUUGCACAAAUGGACUGCAUCGAAAUCCCUUUUCUCCACCAUCUAG